This is a messenger RNA of Danaus chrysippus (African queen), 3003 nucleotides long. The record is from the annotation of a GenBank genome assembly. Lineage: Eukaryota; Metazoa; Arthropoda; Insecta; Lepidoptera; Nymphalidae.
AUGAAUAUCACAUCCGCUGCGGGGAUAAUAUCCCUGCUCGAUGAGCCUAUGCACGAAGUGAAAGAGUUCGCUCUAAAGAGAUUAGACAACAUCGUAGACGAAUUCUGGCCGGAAAUUUCUGAAUCCAUUGAAAAGAUUGAAAUUCUACACGAAGACAAAGUUUUUUCACAGCACCAACUAGCUGCUUUGGUGGCUAGCAAAGUUUAUUACCAUUUGGGUGCAUUCGAAGACUCCUUAACGUACGCGCUAGGCGCUGGGGAGUUGUUCGAUGUAAACGCAAGGAAUGAAUAUGUGGACACCACGAUUGCUAAGGCCAUCGAUUUUUAUACACAGAAACGUAAAGCAUUGUUCAUUGAUAGUGCCUGCGAGACCAUUGACCCUCGACUGGAGGCUAUCGUGAACCGAAUGUUUCAACGGUGUCUUGAUGACGGUCAAUACAGGCAGGCCCUGGGUCUAGCGCUAGAGACGCGACGAAUGGACAUCUUCGAAGAAUCUAUUAUGAAGUCUGAUGAUGUGUCAGGCAUGCUGCAGUACGCAUUUACCGUGGCAAUGAGUCUUCUCCAGAACAGAGGUUUCCGAAGCACAGUCCUCCGAUCUUUAGUAGGUUUAUAUCGAGGUCUGAAUGUUCCCGACUAUGUCAACAUGUGUCAAUGUCUGAUCUUCUUAGAGGAUCCACUGUCAGUCGCAGAAAUCUUGGACAAAUUAAGUCACGGCCCACAAGAAUCAGUACUUAUGGCUUACCAAAUUGCAUUUGAUCUGUAUGACUCAGCAACUCAACAAUUUUUAGGGAGAGUUCUACAAGCUCUUAGAAUUACAGCACCUAUACCGAGUGCUUUGGGUGGCAAACCCCAACCGCAAGGUGGCCCAUUCCCGGAAUCUACUAUGGAAGUAGAUCAAGCACCCUCUGAAGAACCUAAAAAGCCAGAACGGGAUAUUGACAGUCUUAAUGACGAGGAAAAAGAACAUCAAAGAAGGGUAGAAAAAUUAAUAUCAAUCUUAGGAGGAGAUGUAUCAAUAGGUUUACAGUUACAGUUCUUAAUUAGGUCUAAUCACGCGGAUAUGUUAAUUCUAAAGAACACGAAAGAUGCCAUCAGAGUUUCAAUCUGCCACACGGCUACGGUUAUAGCUAACGCUUUCAUGCACGCUGGCACAACGAGUGAUCAAUUCUUGAGAGAUAACUUGGAAUGGUUGGCGCGAGCGACGAACUGGGCUAAACUGACAGUGACGGCUUCGCUUGGUGUUAUACACAGAGGCCACGAGAACGAAUCCUUGGCUCUCAUGCAAUCUUAUCUGCCGAAAGAGGCUGGGCCGUCAUCUGGCUACUCCGAAGGUGGUGGCUUGUACGCUCUAGGUUUGAUUCACGCAAAUCACGGCGCAAAUAUCAUUGAUUAUCUUUUAACUCAACUAAAAGAUGCUCAGAAUGAAAUGGUGCGCCACGGAGGCUGUCUUGGUCUCGGUCUAGCUGCUAUGGGCACUCAUAGGCAGGACGUUUACGAACAACUCAAAUUCAAUCUAUACCAAGAUGACGCAGUUACUGGUGAAGCCGCUGGUAUUGCUAUGGGAAUGGUCAUGCUGGGUUCACGCAACGCCGCUGCCAUCGAGGACAUGGUUGCCUACGCUCAGGAGACUCAACACGAAAAGAUUUUGCGUGGUUUAGCCGUCGGCAUAUCCUUUACUAUGUACGGACGACUGGAAGAAGCAGAUGCUCUCGUCCAACAGCUAUUGAGAGACAAGGAUCCGUUGUUGCGUCGAGCUGGUUGUUACACCAUAGCUACAGCCUACUGCGGCACUGGAAAUAACGAUUCGAUCCGUACAUUACUUCAUGUAGCCGUUUCUGAUGUGAAUGAUGACGUUCGUCGCGCUGCUGUGACUGCGUUAGGAUUCUUAUUAUUCAGAACGCCCGAACAAUGUCCAUCUGUGGUGUCACUAUUAGCGGAGUCCUACAAUCCUCAUGUACGAUACGGCGCUGCUAUGGCCUUAGGUAUCGCGUGCGCCGGUACUGGAAAUCGUGAAGCCAUCGGUCUUCUAGAACCUAUGGUCAAAUUUGACCCUGUAAACUUCGUCAGACAAGGAGCGCUCAUUGCAUCAGCGAUGAUUUUGAUCCAGCAGACCGAGGCGCUCUGUCCCAAAGUUACAUACUUCCGCACGCUUUACUCACAAGUGAUAUCAAACAAACACGAAGACGUAAUGGCUAAGUUUGGAGCUAUAUUGGCCCAAGGUAUCAUAGACGCAGGUGGACGGAAUGUAACAGUCUCUCUUCAGAACAGAACCGGUCACAUGAACAUGUUGGCUGUUGUUGGUAUGCUAGUAUUCACUCAAUACUGGUACUGGUUCCCGUUGGCCCAUUGCCUAUCACUUGCUUUUACGCCUACAUGCGUGAUUGCCCUGAAUUCCGAUCUAAAAAUGCCACUAUUGGAAAUGAAGUCCAAUGCUAAGCCAUCGCUCUACGCGUACCCAGCACCGCUUGAAGAAAAGAAACGCGAAGAAAGGGAAAGAGUCACCACCGCUGUAUUAAGUAUCGCCGCAGCGAGAGCGCGCAGACGAGCUCACGGAACAGAGGGCUCAGCUAGCAGUAGUGUGACGUCAUCAACCACAUCUAAAAUGGACGUCGACGAAGAAGAAAAGAAACCUUCCAAAUCACCAAACCCAAAUAUAACAGUUCACGGUAAAUCCGACAAAGAUGCCGGAUCAUCGAAAGAAGGCAAGAAAGACGAAAAGGAUGCAGAAGAAAAGGAUGUCAAGGAGAAGAAGGAACCGGAACCAAACUUCGAAAUACUCAGCAACCCAGCCAGGGUUAUGCGGCAACAACUAAAAACCCUGACAGUUGUUGACGGUUCCGGAUACAUGCCUUUGAAAGACGUCACUAUUGGUGGUAUCGUAAUGUUGAAUCACACGGGAGACAGUGAACAAGUGCUUGUGGAACCCGUAGCGGCUUUUGGUCCUAAAGCCGAGGAAGAAAAAGAACCAGAACCACCUGAACCAUUCGAAUACUUAGAUGAAUGA